Messenger RNA from Penicillium alfredii, 1584 nucleotides. RefSeq names its product C-22 sterol desaturase erg5 (gene erg5). NCBI's taxonomy places the organism in Eukaryota, Fungi, Ascomycota, Eurotiomycetes, Eurotiales, Aspergillaceae. Gene Ontology annotation, biological process: sterol metabolic process. Gene Ontology annotation, molecular function: monooxygenase activity; heme binding; iron ion binding. The transcript is spliced from 4 exons. The record is from RefSeq and is a predicted model, not a curated record. Bases 1 to 1584 code for a protein of 527 amino acids.
AUGACUGGGAGCUUCGCCUCGCCGUCGGCGGAUGCCACCGUCUCCCCCCAACUGUUCGCGCCCGGUCUCCUCGCCACGGUGCUCGAUGGUUUUAAUGUCUGGAAGGGAUUGCUGACACUGUUCAUUGCUGCCGUCAUCUAUGAUCAGUUCAAGUACCACUACUACAAAGGCUCGAUUGUCGGUCCCGCAUAUAAGUUCCCUUUUAUGGGCCCGUUCCUGCAAUCCGUCAACCCCAAGUUUCAUGAAUACAAGGCGAAAUGGGACAGUGGAGAUCUGAGCUGUGUUUCCGUCUUCCACAAGUUUGUAGUGAUUGCGUCUACUCGUGACAUGUCCCGGAAGAUCUUCAACUCGCCCGGCUACGUUAAGCCCUGCGUCGUGGACGCCGCACACAAGCUUCUCGGCAAGACCAACUGGGUGUUCUUGGACGGCAAGGACCAUGUCGAUUACCGGAAGGGUCUGAACGGUCUCUUUACACGCCAGGCCCUGUCGCUCUACCUGCCGCGCGCUGAAGAAGUCUUCAACGACUACUUCAAGCGCUUCCUGGAGAAGUCCACCGCCAACAACUUUCAGCCUACCCCCUGGAUGCCCGAGUUCCGUGAGCUCAUGUGUGCGCUUUCCUGCCGGACAUUCGUCGGCUACUACAUGCCCGAUGAAACCAUCCAGAAGAUUGCCGACGACUAUUACCUGAUUACGGCCGCGCUGGAGCUCGUGAACUUCCCCAUCAUCCUACCGUACACCAAGACCUGGUACGGCAAGAAGGCUGCCGACAUGGUGCUCGAGGAAUUCUCCAAGUGUGCCGCCAAGAGCAAGGCCCGCAUGGCCGCGGGUGGUGACAUUUCGUGCAUAAUGGACGCUUGGGUCAAGGCGCAGUUGGAUUCGGCCAAAUACCGAGAGAAGAUCGCCAAGGGAAUCCAGGUGGAUUCGUCGGAGAAGCCUUCCCAGGUUUUGCGUGACUUUACCGACUUUGAAAUCGCCCAGACCGUGUUUACGUUCCUGUUCGCUUCGCAGGAUGCGACCAGUGCUGCCUCGACCUGGCUGUUCCAGCUGAUGGCGGACCGCCCGGAUAUCCUGGACAAGGUCCGUGAGGAGAACCUCAGCAUUCGCAACGGCGACCCCACCGUCCCUCUUUCGAUGGAUCUGCUCGACAACCUGCCGUACACCCGUGCCGUCGUCAAGGAGACCCUGCGCUACCGCCCUCCCGUCAUCAUGGUCCCUUACCUGGUCAAGAAGGAUUUCCCCAUCAGUGAAAAGGUCACCGUCUCCAAGGGUUCCAUGAUUAUCCCGUCCGUGUGGCCGGCAUGCCACGACGAGGAGGCCUACCCCAACGCAGACUCGUUCGACCCGGACCGCUGGAUCACUGGUACCGCCGAGCAGCAGUCCAAGAACUGGCUGGUCUUUGGCACGGGUCCCCACUACUGUCUGGGUCAGACCUAUGCUCAGCUGUCCCUGAUGGGCAUGAUUGGCAAGGCCAGUAUGGAGAUGGACUGGGAGCACACCUCGACUCCCAAGUCCGAGGAUAUCAAGGUAUUUGCUACCAUCUUCCCCCAGGAUGACUGCCUGCUCAACUUCCGUCCUCGGGCAUAG